AUGGACGCAGGCGGUCUCGCUCAGAUGACUUCAAACUCCUUCAAUUCGGCCAACGGGCUGCCUAUGCCCGCCGGCGGGCUAGCCUCUCGUCGAGGCAGCCAGAAUAUCAAGCCUCUCUCGUUUGACACAAUUAAGCAGGGCAACGCUAGUAAGGAUGGUGGUGUCCCUACUCCUCGCACAAGCCGCUCCCAUCUGCUUGCCGGUCUGCGAACAGCCCCUAAAUCCGCGACUGCAGCCACGUUUGGUCCUACAACUCCUGCAUCAAAUGUUACUCAGCACUACGCUAGACGCAGUAUGGCCGCCAAUCUUCACGGUUAUGGCCAAGACAACAUCUACAAUGCUGCUCCUAAGACGGCGUUUCCCCAGUACGGCAACCAGCAGAGUAUGUAUCCGAACAUGAUGGGUAGCCAGCAAUACACUGUCGAUCAGGUCCUUGCGCCACCUGAGCUUCCCAUAGAUGAACAAGCUCAGGAGCAUAUGGAUCCCAACCUCUACGCUCAGCUCGUUGCUACCAACAUGUACCUUGCUCAGCAGCAGCAGAAACUUCAGCAGCAACUUAGAAACGUUCAAGCCGCCGCUCAGCAGUUUCAGCAGCUCAACCUCAGCAGCUCCCAGCGUACCCAGCUUACCCAACAGCAAAUAGCUCUCUACGAGCAGCAGCAACAGCUCCACAACCUCCAGCAACAGCUGGGGGUACAGGCUGCCAUCAGCCAGGGUCAGCAGGUUUACUACAGCCCGGUCACUGGUCAAUACUACGUUGAUAAUGCAUCCGUCUCCACAGCAGCCCAAAUCAGCUCUCAUGUCGACCAACCCAUGUCGCCGACGUUCAAUAACGGACUCCAGAACGGAGUUCAGCAACAGCUUCAGCAGCACCUCCCACAACAGCAAUACCAGCAGUCUCCUCAGCAAGGAACCCCGCGAGUUCAGGUCUCCCCACCUCCCGAGAAUCACCACUCGAUGUCGCGCUCCGGCUCUCCUCCCAAGCGGUACGACUCGCCCUCGGACGUGACGCCAUUGCCUCCCCCAUCUGCCAACGCAUUCCGUCGUGGUCAUAAGAAGGCUUCAUCUCUUGCACCCGUCAACAGUGCUCUGGCUGCAGGGAAUACCUCUGCUGAUGCUCCCAAGUCUGCAGGUCCCAAGACAGCCUCUUUCCCUUUGACACCCAUGACUGGAGGCUAUGGGCCUGGCCAGGCCCGCGCUGGUGAGCAUCCAACACGACAGCCACGGGGUCCUCCAUCCCUGGAUGAGCUCAUCUCUAAGCCCACUGCGAAGCACGAGGGCAGUAAGAACUUUGCUGCUCGCACGCGUCGAUCCGCAGUGCAUAAUCUUGUUCGUGCUGGUUUGGAGCGCCGCAAGGGCACGAGCAGCUCUGUUGGAAGCAUGAGUCCUGUUUCUGAGACUGCUGAAGAGUCCUGUUCACCCAUUACCGACAACGACUCAGAUUCCGGACGAAGCGGCUCCGGCAGCCUAGCUGGCGAGGAGGAAUGCACCAGCUCUCGAACCUCGGCUAGCGGCAGUUGGGGAGCUAUUGGCUCUGACCGACCGAGUUCUCGCCAAAAGACUCGAGGAUGUGUUGACAGUGUCGGCAACAACAGCCCUACAUCUCUCUCUGAGGCCGAGUACAGCUCCUUUGCUACCGUGUUCAAGAAUGGUGCCUUGCGUGCUCCUAAGACGCAGGAGGCGGCUGACGCUCACCGCAAAGCCCCUAGAUUGGUUUUAACUAGUGUCGAGAAGCGCAAGGCUACCCCUGUUGCUUGA
Messenger RNA from Metarhizium acridum CQMa 102, 1758 nucleotides. The record is from RefSeq and is a predicted model, not a curated record. Lineage: Eukaryota; Fungi; Ascomycota; Sordariomycetes; Hypocreales; Clavicipitaceae.